This is a messenger RNA of Austrofundulus limnaeus, 2608 nucleotides long. RefSeq names its product cytosolic sulfotransferase 2. The record is from RefSeq and is a predicted model, not a curated record. NCBI's taxonomy places the organism in Eukaryota, Metazoa, Chordata, Actinopteri, Cyprinodontiformes, Rivulidae. Gene Ontology annotation, molecular function: sulfotransferase activity.
ACGUUUCAUUAAAGAAGAACCCGUCCAGAGGACCUAUACAAUUUUUUUUUCUUUUUGAUUUUUUACCUGGAUUUUACCUGGAUUACCUGAGAUCAGGCAUCAGGACAUAUUUUAUUGAUUCUUUGCAGAAAUUUACCAUUUUUAAUAGUUUUAACAGCUGCAUGUAAUGGCUGCCUCUUCAUCAGCACCAUGGAAUAUUACAGCACUGAAAAUAAACUAAGAGCCACAGGACUGUUUAUCAUUGGUGAGGUGGGAUCUGUUACAUAAGUCCUGGAGUGCAGCCUUUGAGCUGGGAAACAAAAAGCACUGAAAAGAAUCGCUCUGAAGUUCGCUUCCAGUUUGACUUGAUAGUAGUGUGGAGGAGCCUUUUUUCUGUAAGUUUUAGUUCUAAAACUAACUCAUUUAGACUACUCAGGUUUGGGAUAAAUUAUUCUAUUUUAAAAACAAGUCAUUAAAACACAGUUUGCUUGUUUUUUUUAAAUCCUUUGUUUUAUUUGUGGAAGUUAAAAAGCCAUUUUUGUGCUUUCUUUCACUGUUUUAAGUGUACUGUUAGUAAGAGUAGUUUAGAUUUAUUUGUGUAAGUAUUGCAGGUUUUGAUUUAAGCUAGUUCCAGUGUUUUCUAAAUGCUAAAAAAAAGCACUAAAAUGAUCUUUCCUAAAUAAAAUUCCUAGAUAUAAAAUUAACAUUUUUAUACUAAUCUGCUUUUAAAAAUCAACUGCUGUGUUUUAUUGAUUCUGCUUUUAUUAUAGAAUUAUUUAAUACAGUUUUAAUCAGACUAUUGUAGAUUUUGAACUACAGCUGGUCCCACAGUGUAAAAUAGGUGGAACAGCCCUUUAUAAAACUGGAUUCAGAAGCGAGCUUCAGCGCAGAGCAGCUGAAAAUGAGGGGGCAGAGAAAAAGCUGACUUUCGUACUGAACUUUGUGAGAACCACACAGAUAAAACACACACACAGGUGUUUUCAUUAGAAAAGACUUUUCUGUUAAGAUCCAGUGUUCAUAUGAUUUAAAGAUACACCAGAAGAUGGAGUUCCCUCCUCGACCUACGCUCUUUGACUUCCACGGAGUCUCCAUGACCAGAUACUUCACUGACAACUGGGAAAAUGUUCAGAAGCUUGAAGCGAGAUCAGAUGAUAUCGUGUUAGCAAGUUAUCCUAAAGCUGGAAACACAUGGGUGUCUUACAUCCUGGACCUUCUGUAUUGUACACAGUCAUCUCCUGAGCAACAGGACACAGUCCCACUCUAUGAAAAAGUGCCAUUCCUGGAGCUCUACUGUCCUGGGUUUCUCAACGGAGUGGAUGGGGUGAAUCAAAUGACCAGCUUUCCACGCAUUAUCAAGACUCACCUCCCAGUCCCGUUACUCCCUCAGUCCAUCUGGGAGCAGAGCUCUAAGGAAAUGUUGGUGACUGGAAGAAUCACUUCACUGUCCAACAGGACGAGGAGUUUAAUGAAGACUACAAGAGGAAGAUGAAAAACACAGAUCUAUAUUUCCGAACAAUCCUGUAGUCCUCUGCUUCUGUCAGAUAACCCAAAUAUUUAAAAAAUUAACAAACUAGUAAUGUGUAUCGCUCACCACCUAUAGAGUUAUAGCCAUUUCUGUGUUGACUACUGUGGUUAGCUUUGCUAGCCAUCUUGACCUGGAUUCACAUCAAAAACCACUUGUACAGUAGAUGUACAUCUAAUGAUUGCUUUCUGAAAGUUUCAUCAAGAUAAAUCUAGUGGUUUAUGAAAUAUUUGGCUAACAGACUUAACACUCACAUUUAAUGCUACAGUUUUGUGCACAGUUAUUGCAAAAUAAGUAACACUUGGAUCAUGUGUUGUGAAUAACUCUCAGCUGCAACCACUCCAGAUUUUUAGCACCGUAACUAAAACUGGCUGAAUUAUAAUAAAUUGUGUUUUCUAAGAUCUGUUGACUGUGGCGGCCAUCUUGGUUGGGGUUCACUCUACAAGUUAAUCAGUGGUAGAUGCGCAUCCAGUCAUGUCCCAGAAGUUUUGUUAAAAUCAGUCAUGUAGUUUAAGAUAUAUUUUGUUAACAGACUGUGGUAGGGGCAAAUAGCAAAAAUAAAUUAGAUUUUAUGCAACAUUGUAGUGCUCAGAAUAUGUUGUGGGGAAAAUUCAGCCUCAACUAUGCUGAAUUUUGUAUUUUUCAAAGUCGGUUGGCUAUGGCGGCCAUCUUGAAUUCUGCUAACUCUUAGUAAAACAGUUGGAGAUGUAGGCUACAUUUAUUGAUUACAUUCUGCAAGUUUCAUAGAAAUAGGUCCAGUAGAUCACAAGAUGUUUAGCUAACACAGUCAUCUGCCUUUGCCUUUCAGUGGCAGGCAAUAAUAAUCACAGAAUGAAGAUUUUAGGUAAACUAGUUUUUAUUUGAAUCCAGACUUCAAAAGCAGCAGGAAAUACAUGACCAAAUGAUAUCAGGAGCAAAAAACAGAUGAAACUAACACUGAACUACUUCAACGUGUCUACAGAGACGGCACUGGGCACGCUGAUUAGAUUUCCUACGGCAAAUGCUGCUUUGCGGGACAAUCCUGAGGGUGCUGGAGGAGCCACGGAACUGACUGAACUGGAGAGUAAAAUCCUACUGAACCAUUGGAAUGUAAACAACAACAAAAAA